Molecule: messenger RNA, 1057 nt
Organism: Linum trigynum
Lineage: Eukaryota; Viridiplantae; Streptophyta; Magnoliopsida; Malpighiales; Linaceae
Source: the annotation of a GenBank genome assembly
CAGGAGGGUACCCGAACUUGACAGGCAGCUAUCCGGGUGACUAUGGCCAGGGAAUCCGAACCGGAUGUCGGGCUCUUCUUUUGGGCAGCCGUGGAGGACUCCAGGAAAUGACAGGUAUGGGUCUCACUGCAUGAACUAUGAGGGCAUGGAUGGUGUAGUCUUUCGAGCUAAGCCUCCGACGAUUGAGUUUCCUAAAUUCAAUGGGCAAGAGGAUGCAAGUUUAUGGUUGUAUGCAGUUGAGAGGUGGUUCAGAAAUCACCCGAUUCCGGAGGAGAGGAAGGCCUAUCUAGCAUCCUUCUAUUUGGAGGGAGAUGCACUGCAGUGGUGGGAAUGGAUGGAGCGGUCGUACGCAGCUGCCUCCACUCUGAUCACUUGGCCUAUGUUCCAGGAAGAGCUUCGCUACCAGUUUGGGAAGUCAGACGGGUGGGCCCCCGAGCAGUUGGCCAAACUGAAGCAGACUGGCACGGUGGCUGAGUACCGUGCAGAGUUCUUCAAGUUGGGGAACCAGUGUAAAGGGGUCUCAGAGGACACCUUAGUUGGGCUGUGCAUGGCAGGUCUGAAGCCCGAGAUAGCGGCGGCAGUCAGGGUGUUCCUGAAGGCGGCUUUCCGUCUUGCAGGUCAUAAAGAGGAGGAGCUGGCCAGCUGGAGGAGUGUCAUUGGCCGUUUUCCGAAGUCAAGGGGCGGUGGAGGCAGUAGCGGGAGUAGUGGAGGCGCGGGAGGAGCGACCGGGGGAGGCACGACCGGGGCUAACCUCGGCAAUGGAGGAUCUGCUCCUGUGGCCAGGAUGGGACCGCGGGCCAUACCAAAAGGGUUCGUGCGACUAUCACCAGCCGAAAUAGAGCAGAAGAGGCGGGAGGGCAAGUGCUUCAACUGUGAUGGUCGGUUCACUAUCGGGCACCAGUGCCCGAAGCCGGACUUGAUGAUGCUAGUUGGACGCUGGGAAGAUGAAGCAGAAGAUGAGGCCGAGGCAGUCGGAAAUGGCGAGGAGGAGAUCUAGUGAGCUAGAGGAACAACCUUGGGGACAAGGUUGUUUUUCGAAUGAAGCGGGGAUGAUAGA